This is a messenger RNA of Ambispora leptoticha, 366 nucleotides long. Lineage: Eukaryota; Fungi; Glomeromycota; Glomeromycetes; Archaeosporales; Ambisporaceae. The record is from the annotation of a GenBank genome assembly.
AUGGUAAAAUUAGCAUUUAUUAAUCCUACCCUUUCCAUAUUUUGUACUGGUCUUAGUGCAGCGGGUGUUAUUUUUCUGGUUGUUCUUGGUGCUCUUUUUGAUGCAGAAGUUGAAAGUUUAACAGAGUCUACUCACGAUCCUGAUGAUCCUCAUGCAGUGGCAAGUGCAUGUUAUUUGGCAGCUGUCAUUUAUGCUGCGUUCUUAACAACUUGUGGUUGUCAGAUUAUAAGCUUGGAAGAUGCUUUAUUCCAAUCUUUUUAUGGGGGCGAACUUCAUUUCGAGAUUUUCACUUUUUGGGAAUUGGAAUACUUAAAACCGCCCGGCAAACGUAUCAGACGGAAGUUGACCUAUUUAAGCUACGCGUAA